Anguilla anguilla (European eel) is the source of this 3080-nucleotide messenger RNA. It is a transcript of the gene slc5a10, whose product is annotated as solute carrier family 5 member 10. Gene Ontology annotation, cellular component: plasma membrane. The record is from RefSeq and is a predicted model, not a curated record. Gene Ontology annotation, biological process: transmembrane transport. The coding region runs from base 34 to 1959 and encodes 641 amino acids. Lineage: Eukaryota; Metazoa; Chordata; Actinopteri; Anguilliformes; Anguillidae. The transcript is spliced from 15 exons. Gene Ontology annotation, molecular function: D-glucose:sodium symporter activity.
CCUGCCACUGCCAUCUCUCACAGCAGAGCAGCCAUGGCCAGCAACUACACUAGCAACUACUUCAACGGCACGCAGUCCUUCACUGAGUCUGACAUCACCGUUAUUGGAGUUUACUUUCUGGUGAAUGUCGCCGUGGGAAUCUGGUCAUCCUGCAGGGUGAGCAGGAACACGCUCAGCGGGUACUUCCUGGCUGGACGGGACAUGGCAUGGUGGCCGAUUGGAGCCUCUCUGUUUGCCAGCAGUGAGGGCUCAGGGCUCUUCAUUGGGCUGGCUGGCACAGGGGCAGCUGGGGGCAUUGCUGUGGCAGGGUUCGAGUGGAGCGCUACCUACGUACUGCUUGCGCUGGCGUGGGUUUUUGUUCCUGUGUACAUCUCCUCUGGGAUUGUAACCAUGCCGGAGUACUUGGGCAGGCGGUUCGGAGGGGAACGGAUCCGCAUGUACCUGUCAGCGUUGUCCCUAAUGUUGUCCGUCUUCACCAAGAUCUCAACAGACCUUUACUCUGGGGCACUGUUUAUCCAAGUGUGUCUAGGCUGGAACCUCUACCUGUCCACAGUGCUGAUGCUGGUGGUUACCGCGUUCUACACCAUUGCAGGUGGCCUGGCUGCUGUGAUCUACACAGACACCCUGCAGACUGUCAUCAUGAUCGCUGGAGCGAUCAUCCUGACUAUCACAGCUUUUGACAAGAUUGGUGGCUACAGCAACCUGGAGGGGGUAUACCUGCAGGCCAUCCCAACAAAGAUCAUCCCCAAUACCACAUGCCACCUGCCCCGUGCUGAUGCCAUGCAUCUCUUCCGUGACCCAGUGGUGGGAGACCUGCCCUGGCCUGGCAUGACCUUGGGUCUCAUCAUCCUUGCAACGUGGUACUGGUGCACUGACCAGGUGAUUGUCCAAAGGUCACUGUCAGCCAAGAACCUCAGCCAUGCUAAGGGCGCCUCUAUCUUGGCUAGCUAUCUGAAGAUGCUGCCCAUGAUCUUCAUCAUCUUACCUGGAAUGAUCAGCAGAGCUCUGUACCCAGAUUCAGUAGGAUGCGUGGAUCCAGAAGAGUGUAUUAAGGUGUGUGGACUAGAAGUGGGCUGCUCCAACAUUGCCUUCCCCAGACUGGUCAUUGAUCUAAUGCCCAGUGGCCUGCGAGGGCUGAUGAUUGCAGUGAUGAUGGCUGCCCUCAUGUCCUCCCUCACUUCCAUCUUUAACAGCAGCAGCACCCUUUUCACUAUGGACAUCUGGAAGAAGUACCGUCGAGGAGCCAGCGAGAAGGAGCUGCUGCUGGUGGGCAGGAUUGUGACAGUGAUCCUGGUGGUCAUUAGCGUGGUCUGGAUCCCAAUUUUACAGAGCGCCAACAGUGGGCAGCUCUACGUCUAUAUCCAGUCUGUCACCAGCUAUCUGGCCCCACCCGUCACUGCCAUCUUUGUGCUUGCUGUAUUCUGGAAGAGGACCAACGAGGCGGGAGCAUUCUGGGGUCUCAUGGUGGGUCUGGUGGUGGGCCUCGCCCGAAUGAUCCUGGAGUUUGCGUACCCUCCACCCCGCUGCGGUGUGCCAGACCCCCGCCCUGCCGUGCUGCGCAGCGUCCACUACCUCCACUUUGCCAUCAUCCUGUGCGCGCUGACCGCUGGGGUCGUGGUGGUAAUCAGCCUGCUCACACCUCCACCCUUGGAAGAGCAGGUGCGGUGCCUGACGUGGUGGACACUGAGCCAGGAGAAUAUAGACCGUGAAAUCCCUCUGCAGAAAGUGUCCUCUGUGAGUGAUCACACACAGCAAAGAACGGAAGGUGCUGAGCCACAGCGACGGAGGAAAUAUAUUCGUGGUGCUGCAUUCUGCAGUUCCCGGGCCAAUGGACCCACGAGCCCUCCACUAAACACCGUCCAGAGCACCAGAGAGAAUCCCUUCUGGUCCAGAUUCUGCUGCGUUAAUGCCAUCAUCCUCAUGUGCGUCAACAUCUUCCUCUAUGCAUACUUUGCAUAACCUCCACAAACCAUUUCAAUCCCUCCUGGAUUACACUGAAUGCAUUCUCUUAAUGUCAAAUGUACUUAAAAUAUCUUGAUUUUUAACUAUUAUUUAUUGAUGAUUAUCAAAGUGCUUUACAUCAGAGGAAUUGUCAAAUAUACUCUCAAGAAAAGAAACAUUUCCUUGUUAAAUCAUAAAAAUUUGACUUGACACUCUGUGCUUACUACCUUUUUGGAAAGGCACUGAUGGUCCUCCAGUCACAGAAAAAAAAAACUGCAGACAUGUUUGAAAACUCAAAGGGAGCUAUUCCCUUUACUGAUAACUGGAUGUGUAUAACAACAGUUUUCAAAGAUGCAGAUAAAUGAGUGACACGCAUGAAAUGUGCUGAGCAAGUUUGGGCUGGAAACUCUCGCUGCAGCCGAUCAUUGGUCGGCCUCAGCAACCAUGUUCUUAUACUCUACCAAUCACAUGCACACAUCACUAGUGGAGCAUCCGUUUUAAACCAAGAUUAAAAACCUCUCCAAUGCUGCUCAUUGUUUGUGCUGCUAAAACAAUUGCUGCACUAAUAAAUGCUCUGAGAAUUGCUACUCACUCUCCACCACCCCAGCCUCCACCUGUUGUUUGGAUUUGUUUCUGUGUACUCGGAGGUUUUGGUAUAUUUCCUACUCAGUAGGGGAGGUAUACUGUGCUUUCUCUUUGAUAGAUUUAGUGCUUGUUGGUGUGUGUAACAGAAAUACCUAAAUCAGAUCCAUUCAGCACCAAACUUAAAUAAUUGUUCUGCAUCUUCAUAAAAAUAUUUAAAUACAUGAGUUUUCCUGACUAAAAUGUCAGAAAUGUAGAAUGCAGCAGGAACAAACCAGGGAGGCAUUGUGAGAUUAUAGUGAAAUGGUUUUUGGAGGGUAGAUGUUUCUCCCAUGGUUUUGUCUGGUCUUCAUACAUUUUUGAGAUUUUUGACUGCGCCCAUCAUAAUUUGAAGGUUUUGAAUUCCUAACUUUGUUCCUGAAAACUCACUAGCUUAAAUUGUGAUUCUCUACAUCCAUUUGUUCUAAGGUAGAUAAGUAUUAUUUUUUGUUGUUGUUAUCUUGAAAUAGUGAUUGGACAAUGUGAUGGCUCCAAUAAACCAAUGAGAGGUAAAAUUA